Molecule: messenger RNA, 411 nt
Organism: Merops nubicus (carmine bee-eater)
Lineage: Eukaryota; Metazoa; Chordata; Aves; Coraciiformes; Meropidae
Gene: RPL32
Product: ribosomal protein L32
Exons: 3
Biological process (GO): translation
Cellular component (GO): cytosolic large ribosomal subunit; ribosome
Molecular function (GO): structural constituent of ribosome
Source: RefSeq, a predicted model, not a curated record
AUGCCUGCCCUCAGGCCUCUCGUGAAACCUAAAAUCGUCAAGAAGAGGACCAAGAAGUUCAUCCGGCAUCAGUCCGAUCGCUAUGUGAAGAUCAAGCGGAACUGGCGUAAGCCCAGGGGCAUCGACAACAGGGUGCGCCGGCGCUUCAAGGGCCAGAUCCUCAUGCCCAACAUCGGCUACGGCAGCAACAAGAAGACAAAGCACAUGCUGCCCACAGGCUUCAGGAAGUUCCUGGUCCACAACGUCAAGGAGCUGGAGGUGCUGAUGAUGAGCAACAAGUGAGUGUGUGGGGCCCGUAUCGCCCACAACGUGUCCUCCAAGAACAGGAAGGUCAUCGUGGAGAGAGCCGCCCAGCUCGCCAUCAAGAUCACCAACCCCAACGCCCGGCUGCGCAGCGAGGAGAACGAGUAG